AUGGUGUUAGUUCAAGAUCUAUUACAUCCAGAUCCAUUAACUGAAAGAUCUAGACAUAAGUUAAAAAGAUUAGUACAAGCACCAAAUACAUUUUUCAUUGACGUGAAAUGUCCAGGAUGUCGCAAUAUUAAUACUAUAUUCAGUCAUGCACAAACCGUCAUCACUUGCGACGAUUGCUCUUCCGUUGUUGCUACGCCAUCGGGUGGGAAAUGCCACUUGACUGAAGGGGCUUCAUUUAGAAGAAAAUAG
This is a messenger RNA of Spathaspora passalidarum NRRL Y-27907, 249 nucleotides long. It is a transcript of the gene RPS27A, whose product is annotated as 40S ribosomal protein eS27. Bases 1 to 249 code for a protein of 82 amino acids. Gene Ontology annotation, biological process: translation; ribosomal small subunit assembly. Lineage: Eukaryota; Fungi; Ascomycota; Pichiomycetes; Serinales; Debaryomycetaceae. Gene Ontology annotation, cellular component: ribosome; cytosolic small ribosomal subunit. The transcript has a single exon. Gene Ontology annotation, molecular function: RNA binding; structural constituent of ribosome. The record is from RefSeq and is a predicted model, not a curated record.